Homarus americanus (American lobster) is the source of this 832-nucleotide messenger RNA. Its product is annotated as adhesive plaque matrix protein-like. The transcript is spliced from 3 exons. Bases 94 to 684 code for a protein of 196 amino acids. The record is from RefSeq and is a predicted model, not a curated record. Lineage: Eukaryota; Metazoa; Arthropoda; Malacostraca; Decapoda; Nephropidae.
AGGGGAUUGGAUGGUCUCAGAGUAUAAAUAGCGUGGAGAGCCCUGUCAUCAUGUCAGUCGCCAGUCAGGAAGCGUGAAAUAAACAACUCCAAGAUGGUGUCAAUGUGUGGACGACUCGUGGUGGUGGUGAUGCUGGUGGUGUUGGCGGCGCUGGUGGAGGCUGACCCGACCUACAAGAGGAAAAGGCCCUCCCACUGCUACCCCAAGACCCAGUACGUCACCCACUACCAGACGGAGUACCAGGAGGUCCCAGUAUACACGACAGUCUACCAGCAACGGGUCGUCCCUACUACCCACUACGUAACCCAGUACCAAACCCAGUACGUGACGAAAUACCAAACCGAGUAUGUCCCUAGGUACGUCACCGAGACUUCUUACCGAACCCAAGUCCAGUACGUGACCCAAUACCAAACCCAAUACCAGACUCAGUAUCAAACUCAAUACGUCACCACCAGCCAAUACGUACCAAGUUAUGUUACUCAGACUCAAUAUCAAACCCAGUACGUGACCCAGACCCAGUACACCACCCAUUACACCACCCAGUACACACCCCAGUACAUUACCACGACUCAAGUGCAAUAUCAGACCCAAUACCAGACCCAAGUGGUCCCUCAGUACGUGACGGUAACACAGACCCAGGAGAAUUACGUCACUGACUGUCCUCAACCUUCUUACGGUUACUAGUGACCGCGUCAAUCAUUGGGUCAAAAUGUUUUCCAUCUGUGUUAUGUUAAAGUCUCCCCUGUUUAUGUUGAAAUGAUCGUUUUCUUUGAUGAAACCUAACAUAUAUAUAGUUUAUAUUUUCAACUUUUUAUAAAUAAAAUAUCUACUG